AUCGUUUCAGUGUCUCUUCAAAGACUGCGAGGAUGCGCGUUGGUCGUGCAGUUGCUCGGUUUUUAACAGGCGUUCUUCUGCAGGAAGAUUGCAGGGUUGUCCUGAGGACUUGACUGGAAAGUGGUUUCAUAGAGCAGCCAUCUGUCCAUCUUUCACUUCAAUUGAGCUCAUUUUGAGCUCGUUUGCACUGCUUAUAUUGAGUCUCUUUACAAAGCCCUUUAGAGUAAGAAUGGCAGGAGCUGAACAUCCUUAAGGUGUGCGGCCUUUGAGGCGCUUUUUGACCCCUUGCAAUCCUGCCUUGAUCAUCAUUGCUUACAAUGAGUCGAAAGGUGAACCCUCAUAAGGCUCAGCAUGGCAAUAACAAAGGAGGACCAGCACCGCUUGGGGACGGACAAAGCAUUUUGCAAAUGGCCGCCAAACUCAAAAGAUUUGUAAAGCAACAGAAGGGCAAGCUAGAGAAGAGCGCGGCGCUGCAUGAGUGGAUGGUUGCUCAUCAGCAGCUACAAGACGAGUGUGGAGCGGCAGAGCGAGAUGCUGCUCAAGCCCAGGAGGCCAUCUCUGAGUUUCUGCUAGAUGGAGGAGACCAAGUUGAAGGUUCUCAAUCUGAAGGGGACUCAAGGGAGCUGAUACUAAAAGUUAGGGACUUGCGGCAGCGUGUUGCUGAUAAAAGGAGACGCUCCAGCACCUUCGAAACGUCUUCACUGACAGACGAGCUCAGACGCAUCCGGGAGGAGCUCGAACAGCACAAGGAGGAGCUCGAACAUCAGGAGUCAGCUUGUAUUGCUGCUGGUCCGUCGACUUUUGAGGAUGAGCCCGGCAAUGACGAGGACGUGACUUGGCAAUCUCGAUUGGAGGAACUCUUCAGCAGGUUCCCCACCGCCUGCGACGAAAAGGAAAAGGCCGAAUCGAGGCGGCUCUUUGCGGACCUUGUUGAAAACUUCUUGAAGAAACGGUCAGAGUUCGAGGCGACCUGCCCGCCCAGCACCCACGCUGGCUGGUCGCUGGAAGACCACGAGACGUUUCUCCGGGUCCGGCGGGCGGGGCUUGCGGAAGCGAGUGCCACGUGUCAGCCGCAGUCGGAGGUCGUGUCCAGGGUUUGCAGGAUGAUGCCGCAUAGAGCUCAGAGGGAUAUUGUACAACAUUCCGAAUGGUACGCUGAAAGACUCUUGUGGCGACGAAAGCUGGAAGAUUUACAUGCGUCGAAGUCGCGGCAGCUGGACGAAGCGUUGGAGAAGCUGGAGAGGAAACUAAGCAAGAAAGAGGCCGGCUUUCGAACCGCUGCCGCCACGGCUUUGGACACGAUCAAACGCGAGGCUGUGCAGUCAGUUUUGCAAAGCAAGCUCGAUAACCACCGGAAAAUUAAGGCGGAUAGCGCGCAGCUAGAACUGCAGAAGCGGCUUGAAAUGGCGGAGACUGAGACGGAAAAGAAGCAACUGGAAGAAAGGAGAGCGAAAGACGAAAAAGCGAAGGCGAAGGCACUUCUUGAAAAUUACCGGGCGGAGAUCGAGGAUCUAGCGCGUGAAAAAGAGCAGGAGGCCACGAAAGGAAGGGCGUUGAGGGAAGAAACAACCAAAGCAGAGGCGCAACUGAACGCGGAGCGCGUGGAGUUCCGCCGGCGCGCGCACGCCAAGAAGGUGGACCAGCUGCGGCGCGCGGCCGCGGCAUCGGAGGCGCGCGAGCGCGAGAAGGAGGAGCGGCUGGCCAAGCUCCGGGCGCAGGUGGCCGUCCAGGUCGAGGCCGACAAGGCCCGCGUGCUGCAGCCGACUGCCGCCAUGCUCGCCGCGGAAGCUGCGGCCAAAGAGUCGGAGCUGUUCCCCGUACACGGCUUCACGACCGAAGAGUUGAUGCGGGACAAGCGCUUCCGGCUUGGUCUGGUGCUCCGUGAGGCUGGCUUGCACAACACGGCCGCCGGUCGGGACGCUCUCAUAUCUGCUGCCCCGAAACCGAGGAAGCCAGACACGCUCUCGCAGAUCCGUUUCGCUCCCGAGAACCUGCCCCCGUAAGGAAACAAGGUGGCAGACCGUUCUUCAAUGGUUUAAGGAGAGAUCACUUGUAAAAUACUCGCAUCUCGGAUAGAACUUGACGACUCGCAUGAGGUCGGGCCACUGACCAGUACCUCCAUAUCCGUACCUUCUCGUAUCAAUAUCCGCUUUGCCAUGUUCAGUGGGACCGGAACACCGCGGGCCAACGAUGUAGUGUCAUUUUGUGAUUAA
Klebsormidium nitens is the source of this 2213-nucleotide messenger RNA. The record is from the annotation of a GenBank genome assembly. NCBI's taxonomy places the organism in Eukaryota, Viridiplantae, Streptophyta, Klebsormidiophyceae, Klebsormidiales, Klebsormidiaceae.